CUCACACAACUAUCUCUUUCUUAUUUAGCACUUAGUGUGUUAAGUCUUUCCGAUCAAUUUAUUAAUAGUUAUUAAUUAUUAAUUAAAGCUCAUAUAAUAACCCCAACACAGAAAAAAGUGCAACUUACUUCGCAUAUUAAAAUUGUGGAAAACGAUUUAUAAAUACUAUUUCGCGUCUAUUUUAGAACAGUUACAUAAUUUAUAUUGUUUACGUGAUGUUAAAUACUUCAAAUAUGAGUGUCGUUUGGAGUGUCGCGAUAACGUCUAUAAAAACUCUGUUUAUCACAAAGUCAGUCAAUAAUACUAAGUUAAUCAACAGUGUUCGUCGUUUUUCUAUCACACCGAGUUCAAAUAUGAAGCUAGUACAGUUUGUUUAUAAUGAAAAUCCAGGAGAAAUCCGCGCCGGUUACCUUGAAGGCGACAAAGUCGUGGACAUAAACAAAACGGAUUGCAGUAUACCAAGUACUCUGUUGGAGAUACUAAAAAACGGUGACUUGGAGAAAGUUAAGAAACUACCACUUAUGAAACCACCCUCAAUAGAUCUAAGUUCCAUUAAAUUGGCAGCACCAAUACAUGGCCAUGACAAAGUGCUCUGCAUCGGACUCAAUUAUAAGGAUCACUGCGAGGAGCAGAAUCUGACACCACCCCAAGUUCCGCUGAUUUUCAGCAAGUUCGCCAGCACAGUGGUUGGACCCAAGGACGCUGUAAAGCUACGGACAGAUGUGACUAAUAAAGUGGAUUGGGAAGUCGAAUUAACUGUGGUGAUCGGCAAACCCGCGAGCAGAGUCAAAGCUAAAGAUGCGUAUAAAUAUGUCCUUGGAUACACGGUGGCACAAGACAUCAGUGCAAGGGACUGGCAGAAGGAGAGGAACGGUGGACAAUUCCUUCUGGGAAAGUCGAUGGACACCUUCUGCCCCAUCGGUCCCUGUAUCACCACCAGCGACGAGAUCCCCGAUCCUCAGAGCCUGUACAUCAAAUGCAGCGUGAAUGGUGUUGAGAAACAGAAGAGCAACACAAACCAAUUAGUUCAUAAAAUACCAGACGUCAUAGAGAGACUGAGCUCGGUAAUGACUCUCCUCCCUGGGGACAUCCUUCUAACUGGCACGCCAGGGGGUGUGGGAAUGUACAGAUCACCUCCAGAGUAUUUAAAGCCCGGUGACGUCAUACACAGCGAAAUAGAGAAGAUCGGAGUACUGGAAACCAGAGUAGAGCAGCUCUAGACUCACCGUACAUGAAAUACAGAACAAAAUAAUAUACAGUAAUAUUAUGUAAUAAAAAUAUUUAGAUGUAAAUCAAUUUUAUAUACAUAUUGUAUUUACGAUGCAACAACACUUACUUAAUAUAUACUAUUAUGAAUAAAUAAUAAAUUGUUGAUUUAAAAAUAAAA
This is a messenger RNA of Danaus plexippus (monarch butterfly), 1387 nucleotides long. RefSeq names its product fumarylacetoacetate hydrolase domain-containing protein 2 (gene Faah). Gene Ontology annotation, molecular function: hydro-lyase activity. The record is from RefSeq and is a predicted model, not a curated record. The coding region runs from base 216 to 1220 and encodes 334 amino acids. NCBI's taxonomy places the organism in Eukaryota, Metazoa, Arthropoda, Insecta, Lepidoptera, Nymphalidae. The transcript is spliced from 5 exons.